Glycine soja is the source of this 1826-nucleotide messenger RNA. RefSeq names its product cytochrome P450 CYP736A12-like. Gene Ontology annotation, molecular function: monooxygenase activity; heme binding; iron ion binding. Bases 153 to 1655 code for a protein of 500 amino acids. The transcript is spliced from 2 exons. Lineage: Eukaryota; Viridiplantae; Streptophyta; Magnoliopsida; Fabales; Fabaceae. The record is from RefSeq and is a predicted model, not a curated record.
AUCUUCUGAGAUUGAAAACGUGGUCUGACAACUAGUACGAGAUUUUUCUAUGUACGUUUUCUAAGCACUUUCUGGAACUCAAUACAUAUUCCUUCAUUGGUUCUGUAUAAGCCCAAUUAGCAAUAUAGUUUGAAAUCAGCAAAAUAGCUUGGAUGAUUUGGAUAGUAGCAAUUUUUGUAGUUUCUCUUACUUACCUGUGUCUAUGGAGAAGAAGCAAGAAAAAGGGAAAGAGAUUACCACCUGGUCCAAAAGGGUUGCCAAUUUUGGGAAGCCUUCACAAGUUGGGGUCAAAUCCUCAUCGUGAUCUGCAUCAACUAGCCCAGAAAUAUGGACCUGUCAUGUACUUGCGCUUAGGAUUUGUGCCAGCCAUAAUUGUUUCUUCACCCCAAGCAGCUGAACUGUUCCUCAAGACCCAUGAUCUUGUCUUUGCAGGUAGACCACCUCAUGAAGCUGCAAAGUAUAUUGCUUGGGAGCAGAAGAACUUGGCUUUUAGUGAAUAUGGUUCUUACUGGCGCAACGUGCGCAAGAUGUGCACAUUGGAGUUGCUAAGCCACACCAAAAUUAACUCCUUCAGACCCAUGAGGGAAGAGGAACUUGACCUAUUGAUCAAGAAUCUAAGAGGGGCAUCCAAUGAUGGAGCUGUUGUUGAUCUCAGUGCCAAGGUUGCAACACUCAGUGCAGACAUGUCUUGUAGAAUGAUUUUAGGGAAGAAGUACAUGGACCAGGACUUGGAUCAGAAGGGGUUCAAGGCUGUGAUGCAAGAGGUGUUGCACUUAGCAGCAGCUCCUAACAUAGGGGAUUACAUUCCUUACAUUGGUAAACUUGACCUUCAAGGGCUAAUCAGGCGUAUGAAGACACUGCAAAGAAUCUUCGAUGAAUUCUUUGACAAAAUUAUUGAUGAGCAUAUUCAAUCAGACAAGGGAGAAGUCAAUAAGGGGAAGGAUUUUGUGGAUGCCAUGUUGGACUUCGUUGGUACCGAAGAAUCUGAAUACCGCAUUGAACGCCCCAAUAUCAAAGCCAUAUUGCUGGAUAUGUUAGUUGGUUCAAUAGAUACUUCAGCUACAGCAAUUGAGUGGACAAUUUCAGAGCUACUCAAGAAUCCAAGGGUGAUGAAGAAACUCCAAAGGGAAUUGGAAACUGUGGUGGGUAUGAAGAGGAAGGUGGGGGAAUCAGACCUGGACAAGUUGAAGUAUUUGGAGAUGGUUGUAAAGGAAGGCUUGAGGCUCCAUCCAGUGGCACCGUUACUAUUACCACACCACUCGAGGGAAGAUUGCAUGGUUGGAGAAUAUUUCAUACCUAAAAAUUCAAGGGUGAUAGUAAAUGCAUGGACAAUUAUGAGAGACCCAAGUGCUUGGGAUGAGGCAGAGAAGUUCUGGCCAGAGAGAUUUGAGGGAAGCAACAUAGAUGUGAGAGGGAAAGACUUCCAGUUCUUACCUUUUGGGUCUGGCAGAAGGGCCUGUCCAGGAUUGCAAUUGGGCCUAAACACAGUUCUCCUAACAGUGGCCCAACUGGUGCAUUGCUUUGAUUGGAAGCUACCAAAUAACAUGUUGCCAUGUGAAUUAGACAUGACAGAGGAGUUUGGCCUCUCAAUGCCUAGAGCAAAUCAUCUACUUGUCAUUCCAACAUAUUAUCGCCUUCAUGAUCAAAGUUGUUAGAAGUCCACGUGGGGUUCAUAUGAAUAAGAUGCACUGGAUAGUAAACUACCCUUUCUCUUUCCUUUCUUAUCAUCAUCAAUGUCUCUAUCAUUGAAAAAAUUGGUUUUUGUUGUUUAUGCGAAACUGUUACGCCAUUCGUGACGAUUUGAAAAUAGAGGAAUAUUAUUUUAA